AUGAGCGAACAGCUGAAAUUUCUCGUUGAACAGCUAAACAGGGAGCCUUUUAAGAAAAACUUCAAUCUCAUAACAUUCGACUCUCUGGAGCCGAUGCAGUUGCUGCAGGCUUUAAAUGAUGUUCUGGCUGAAAUCGAUCCAAAGCAAGCCAUUGAUAUACGUGAGGAAAUGCCUGAGCAGACAGCUAAGAGAAUGUUUACUCUUCUGGGGAUGCUGAAAUACAAACCUCCUGGCGGAAUGUCUGAAGCAAGCAGUUUUCGUCAGGGUUUGGUGAUGGGCAGUAAGCCUGUGGUGCACCCCAUCUUGCACUGGCUGUUACAGAGGAUUCCUGAGCUGAAGAAGAGAGCGUACCUGGCCAGGUUCCUCGUCAAACUAGAGAUUCCUGCUGAGUUUCUCCAAGAUGAUAUAAUUGCUGAGACCUACCACCAGUAUGAGGAGCUGGUGGAGGGAUUCAAGAACAUCCACAAAGAGUGUGAACAGCUGAAGAGCUCAGGUUUCUCCACCGCUGAGAUUCGACGGGACAUUGUAGCAAUGGAGGAGGAGAAGGACCAACUCAUAAAAAGGGUGGAGCGGCUUAAAAAGAGGGUGGAAGCGGUGUCAAACCACCAACGCAUGCUGGAACUGGCCAGACAGCUAAGAGUGGAAAAAGAAAGAGAAGAAUCUCUUGCUCAUCAGAAACAGGAGCAAAAAAACCAGCUCUUCCAGGCAGAGCAGAGACUCCAGAGAUGUCAGAUUCAGCUCAAAGACUUGCAGCAAGCUGGUGCAGAUGAAAAGCCAGAGAGCCUCAUGAAGAGACUCGAAGAGGACAUCAAGUUCAACUCCUACAUGGUGUCUGCGAAGCUGCCCAGAGAGCUGGAGAACAUGAGAAAGGUGGUGCAGUAUUUACAGAAGGUGGCGUCUGAGCCUGCUAUGGGCCAAGCAGAACUGAGGGAGCUGGAGGACAAGAUCAGAGAAACCAACACAGAAAUCAACCAACUGAUUGAGAAGAGGAUGAUGCGUAAUGACCCAAUGGAUGAUAAACUCUCUUUGUUCAGACAGCAGGCUGCUAUUAUAGUCCGUAAGAAGGAGGCCAAGGUGGAGGAGCUGCAGGAGGCCCGUGAGGAGUUGGCGGCUGUGGAGAGAGAACUGAACAUGAAGAGCAGUCAGGCACGAGAGCGGGGCGGAGUGGAGCUGAUCCGUGGAGAUGAGUUUAAGCGUUAUGUGGCCAAGAUGCGUGGCAAGAGCAGCGCUUAUAAGAAGAAACGUCAGGAGAUCGCUGAGCUGAAGGUGGAGUACGGUGUUCUACAGAGGACUGAAGAGAUCCUGAGAGAACGACACACAGCUGGACAACAGCAGCUGCAAUCUCUGGAGGCUCAGCAGGGGAUCUCGGGCUACAGCGAUACUCAGGAAGAGCUGGAGAGAGUCUCCGCUAUCAAGAGCGAGCUGGACGAGAUGAAGGGACGAACGCUGGACGACAUGUCUGAAAUGGUAAAGAAGCUGAAUUCAGUGAUAGCACAGAAGAAGUCUGCUCUGUCUCCUCUGAUAAAGGACCUGAGAGCUCUGAGACAGGAACACGCAGAGCUCGCUCCAGAGUAUGAGCAAAAGAAGGCUCAGUAUGACACCUGUGCUGUAGGACUGGAGAGCAACAGGUCCAAGCUUGAACAGGAAGUGAGGGUACUUAGGGAAGAGACGGCACAGGAAGAAAGCCGAUAUCAUCACAUUAACUGCAUGAGAGAGAUUAUUGAGAGUCAAAUGCAGAGAGCGGCAGAUCAGAGUAAGAUCAAUCAGUCAAUGGACUUACAGGUGCGGAGGACAGCUCUCAGAGAGAAAUACAUUGCAAACACAGCAGAGCAGGAGUCCUUGGGCAAGGCUCUACGUCAGCAGGUAAAGCAGGUGCGAGAGAACCAGGAGCCCAAUAUGAGACAGAUGAAGAUGUGGAAGGACCUGGAGACGCUGUUGGAGUGCAAGAAGCAGUGCUACCUCAAGGCUCAGAGUCAGGCACCUAUUGGACACAUCAUCCAGGAUGUUGGCAAGGAUAUGCUGGUUCUGUGAUGCCCUCGUAAAAGUUGACUUUCUGGUCAUUGAUAUAUGAAUUACAUAAAUCAUUGCAUACAUUAUUGUAUAUGUACAAUUGUAUAUAUAUAUUAAUUUGUAUGUUAAAGGAAUAGUUCAAACAUAAAUAAAAAUUUGCUGAAACAUUACUCACCCAGGCCAUCCAAGAAGUAAAUGAUUUUGUUUCUUCAUCUGAACAGAUGCAGAGAAAAUUUGCAUAAUAUCUUAUCUCAUAACUUGCUCACAAACAGUCAAUGGGUGUCGUCAGAAUGAGCAUCCAAACAGCUGAUAAAAAACAUCACAAUAAUCCAAAAAAGAAGUCCAUAAUAACACUUCCUUCAGUGAAAAAGCUCCCUACCUGUUGUCCUCUUACAUCAAAAUCCAGCAACAUGUUUGUUUAAAACUGUUUCAGACCGUUUUAGCUUUGAUCUGUGCAUAUUUCUCUCCAGACAACAUUGCUUUUUCACUGGAGCAAGCAGUAUUAUUGAUUAGAGGACUAGUAUUUUAGUCAGAGACAAUGGAUUGGCGUUAGAAACAUCUUAAUGUUGUAUUUGUUUUAAACAAAUGUGUUAUUGUUUGUAUUUGUAUUUGUAUCUUUCCACUUCACAAGAAGCUAAUUAAUAAACUGGAGUCAUGUGAAUCAUGUGGUUUUUAUCAGCUGUUUGGGCUAUUAUUCUGAUGGCACCCAUUCACUGCAGAUCCAUUGCUGAGAGAAAUUGCUCCAAAUUUGUUCCAAUGAAGAGACCAACUCAUCUAUGCCUUGGAUGGCCUAAGGGUGAGUACAUUUUCAGCAAAUUUCAAUUUUGGGUGAACUAUUCCUUUAAAACUGUAUAUAAAUGCUUUCUGAAGUGAAAAGAACUCCUAUAAUGAGGGUCGUCUGGAUAAGAGGGUUCAAAACUCUGACACACUGACUUCCAACAAGUCCUUAGUCUCAGUUUUGACACGUCUUCAAGAACAGAGCUCCAGUCUAUGUGUCCAAAGAUAAUGCCCUACAAAGUGCUAUACUUUGGAUGCGUCCACGCUCCAGGUUAUUUUGGGAAACAGCAGCCAUGACCUUGGAUAGAAGGGCUGUCCAAUUUAGGAAUUCAGUUGGAUCUCCUUUUGUUGCUCUGUCAGGGUAGUGCUACAGUAGUACAGACUGACCUGUCCAAUCAUCUUGUGCCAGUAACUUAUUUACCAAAUGUUAAUUUUGUUUUUCUGUCUUUUACACUGUAAGGACAAGUGAGAAGACUAGUUCAUUAAAAAUGUGUAUGAAUAAAGUCACACACAUUGUAAAUUAAAGAUGUAUACAAUUAU
This is a messenger RNA of Carassius auratus (goldfish), 3327 nucleotides long. It is a transcript of the gene ift81, whose product is annotated as intraflagellar transport 81 homolog. The record is from RefSeq and is a predicted model, not a curated record. Gene Ontology annotation, cellular component: intraciliary transport particle B; ciliary basal body. Bases 1 to 2031 code for a protein of 676 amino acids. Gene Ontology annotation, molecular function: tubulin binding. NCBI's taxonomy places the organism in Eukaryota, Metazoa, Chordata, Actinopteri, Cypriniformes, Cyprinidae. The transcript is spliced from 18 exons. Gene Ontology annotation, biological process: intraciliary transport; cilium assembly.